AAGAAGUGUUGUCACGAUGGAAGGAUCGGCGUUCUAAAAGCAGAUGCAGAGAAAUUAUGGGAUGCCAAAGCAACGUAUGCUUAGGGGAAACGCAAUCGUGUUUUGGGUUGUAUUUUUCUUUUGACGCAAAUGAUCCCUAUGGAAAUUGUCACACGGUUCCUUAUCCGGCCAGACUGAGCGAAUUGCUCGAUCGAGUAGCGGCGGCGGCGGCAGUCGCUGGGAAGCCUUCGAGACGAUCGCUCAGUCCCGACAGACGGCGGCUUCCCCUCGGAUCGCGACGUGUCAUCACUGCCCGAGUAUUAGCAUGGUUUUGUUUUAGUCGUACGAUGAGAGCGCCGGCACGUCAUCCGCGUUGUGCGGGCGGCCUGGGAAUCGGAAGGCGGCACGUCCGAUGUUCCCCGAGAAAAUGAGAGCGACGGUGAUGCGGCAAGACGGCGACUGAAGAGCGCCCGCCUCUGUCGGCGGCUCACCAGGCGGACUAGCAUUAGCAGCCUCGUAACCUAGCUAACGGAACCAGCCCCAUCGGAGUGCGCGCGGAGCCGCUCGGCGGAGGACAGCAACGCCUUCGACGCUGCGAAGCCAUCAUGUCAGCACGCGAAACGUGCGCGUGGACUUAUUAUUGACGCCGGCUCGCGCCUCUCCCUCCAUGUUGCCCGACUGGUGAUGACUCUAAAUCUGCUCACCACACAGUCCUUCACGAAGGGACCUCUUCCUCUUUUGUUGUUCGGACUUGGGAUCACAGGCAUGAGAUAAUAAAGUCAAGCAGCUGCAACAAACGACACCCACGGCGCUCUUGAGGCCGCCACUGGACUCCCUCCCACCUCAUUCCCUCCUGCCCUACUGCAUUAUAGCCCCUCAGUAGCCCUCAUCAUGACCACGCCGACCCUUUUACCGCUCUCUGGGCGUCGUAUACCAACGCUGUCGCCCGGCGCCUCCUCCUUCUCGCACCACCGCGCCACCUUGAGGCUCUCUGAGAAAUUCAUCCUGCUGCUCAUCCUCAGUGCCUUCAUCACCCUGUGCUUCGGGGCCUUCUUCUUCCUGCCUGACAACUCCAAGCACAAGCGCUUUGACCUGGGCUUGGAGGAUGUGCUCAUCCCGCACAUUGACUCGCCCAAAGAGGGCAAGCAUGCUUCGGGACAGGUGAUCAUACACGGUCAGGGAGGACAUGACGAGCACAGACACAGGGAGGACGAGGAGAGCCUCCGGAACAAGAUUCGUGCCGACCAUGAGCGGGCCCUGCAGGAGGCCAAGGAAAAGCUGCGGAAAUCACGUGAGGAGCUGGAGACUGAGAUCCAGACAGAGAAGAGCAAGGUGGUGGAGGACCUGAAGAAAAAGGCUGCAGGUCCAAAGCCCUUGCCACCUGUGCCCAUGCCCAAGGUGGUGGGUGUUGGCAACGGCGAGCCUCUCGAGCCCGAGGUCAAAGAGAAACGGAACAAGAUUCGAGAGAUGAUGAAGCAUGCGUGGGACAGCUACCGUCAAUAUGGCUGGGGUCAUAAUGAGCUCAAGCCCCUUGCCAAGAAAGGACAUUCUACAAAUAUCUUUGGUAAUUCUCAGCUCGGAGCAUCCAUCGUGGACGCCUUGGACACGCUGUACAUCAUGGGCAUGCACGAAGAGUUCAAGGAUGGGCAGGAGUGGAUUGAGCAGAAUCUGGACUUCAGUGUGAAUGCUGAGGUGUCAGUAUUUGAGGUCAACAUCCGCUUCAUCGGAGGCCUGCUGGCAGCCUACUACCUGUCUGGACAAGAGAUGUUCAAGUUAAAGGCGGUGCAGCUUGCAGAGAAGCUGCUCCCUGCCUUCAACACCCCCACAGGGAUCCCAUGGGCCAUGGUCAAUCUGAAGAGUGGUGUUGGUCGUAAUUGGGGUUGGGCAUCGGCUGGCAGCAGCAUCUUAGCAGAAUUCGGAACGCUGCACAUGGAGUUUGUUCACCUCACGUACCUGACAGGAAACCCAGUCUACUACCAGAAGGUAAUGCACAUCCGAAAGCUACUAGCCAAAAUGGAUCGACCAAACGGGCUCUACCCAAACUACUUGAAUCCUCGUACAGGUCGCUGGGGCCAACAUCACACCUCGGUUGGCGGGCUGGGGGACAGCUUUUACGAGUACCUUCUGAAGGCAUGGCUCAUGUCAGACAAAACGGACACAGAAGCGCGCAAAACGUACGACGACGCCAUUGAGGCAAUUGAGCGACACCUGAUCCGCAAGUCCAACGGUGGCCUGACGUUCAUUGGUGAGUGGAAGAACGGCCACCUGGAGAGGAAGAUGGGCCACCUGGCGUGCUUUGCCGGCGGCAUGUUCGCACUGGGUGCAGACGGCUCCCCUGACGACAAGGCGGGCCACUGGCUGCAGCUGGGCGCAGAGAUCGCGCACACCUGCCAUGAAUCCUACGAUAGGACAGUGGUGAAGCUGGGCCCAGAGGCCUUCAAGUUCGAUAGCGGCCUAGAGGCGGUGGCCGUGCGGCAGAACGAGAAGUACUACAUCCUGCGCCCCGAGGUCAUCGAGACCUACUGGUACAUGUGGAGGUUCACCCACGACCCCAAGUAUCGCCAGUGGGGCUGGGAAGCAGCACAGGCCAUCGACAAGUACUGCAAGGUGAGCGGCGGCUUCUCUGGUGUGAAGGACGUCUACUCAUCGAACCCGACCUACGACGACGUGCAGCAGAGCUUCUUUCUGGCCGAGACGCUCAAGUACCUGUACCUGCUGUUCUCCAGCGACGACCUGAUGCCAUUGGAAAGUUGGGUCUUCAACACGGAGGCCCACCCGCUUCCUGUGCUCCACUUGGGUAACGUCACCCUGCCGGGCAGCGAGCCGGCGGGGCAGUGAAGGGGUUGGCCGCCCGCCUGCACGACACUCCCACCAACAAACACUGGACUGACUUUUAUCCGUUUCUUCAGAUGUGGACCGUAUCGGAGCAGCUGAGAACUCCCUGAGAACGCUGGUGCUCCAGAGUGGACCCUUUAGUUGCUUGUCCAAACUCUUUCUCUUUCUCUCUUUCAUAGGGACGCACCAUUUGAAUUGAAACUCUCGUUUUCAUGCCACGAUCUUGGCAGCCAUCUUGUUUUUGGGCAGGUGUGGAUCCUUCAGAGUGGACAGCAGACUGGCUUCAUCAUCAGUCCAGCGUCAAAAUGUCACCCUGCCAAACGGAAAAACCUGAGAAUUGGAUGCUGCUUUUUCGACUCUUGCCACUGUAUUUUUGGUUUGUUUGUUUGCUUUUUUCAAAUUGGGUUCUCCUGUCCUCUUUUUCCAUGUCGCGUGCUUCAAUCUGCAGUUUCCACUAACACAAAACCGCCGAAGCGCGUAAUCAGUCGCACGAUCGUCUGCCGCAUUGGCCGCUGCCUUCGUCCAUCGUCUCUGCCCUCCUGUCACCUCCUGCCCGUUUAUUCAUCAGCUUCAGGCCAUCGUCAGCGUUCUGAAAUGAAGUAAAUCUAAUUUUGUCCCGCAGUCUGCUUUUCCCGAAUUUUGGGUGAAAUCGUUCAAGGCGGGUCUAUAUCCGUCAUUCUUGAAAUUUCAAUUUGUUAUUUUAUUGUUUUUCUUCCAACUUGUCAAAGAAUUCUACUGCUUGUCUAGUAUGCACAGUAAGACCACGCGCGUCAUUUUAAUAGCAAAACAAACAACUUCCUGAUUGAGACGAAGUCUUUGCGGUGACGUCGUUCAACUGCUUUGCCAAUUGAUCGAUCACUGUCAUCAUUUUUCACUUUUCUUAAUUUGUCAAGAAAUUCUAUCGCUUCUCUUGAGUAACUUGUAAAUUGUCUUGGCAAAACCUUUCUUGGAGGUGAAUUUGGAAAUCGAUCAGGAAAAACCAGGACUGUGGAUUUGUGAUGGUUGUAUGCAAAUGAGUCCUGAAUUGCACUUAACCACGGCUUCAUUUUUUGCUGUUUAUUUGAGUUAUUUUCAUUUAUUUAAGCAAGCCUUUUCGUCUAACGUGACGCAUUUGUGCCAUUACCUUGCUCUUUUUCUUUUUUUUGUUUUUUUACAUUCAGACAUUGUGAACUUUUUUUGUUUGAAAAGUUUAAAACUGUGAAGUGAAACAGAUUGACGCCAGACUGAAAUGACGAACUUGUUACGAUUAAAAUACUAAUGGAAUCUUGUGAAUGUGAGUUUUUAAUGCAGACUGACUCGAGCCGUCUUGUGACUGUAAAAAAACAAAACAAAAAAACGGCCGCAUAUUGUUGCUUUUCAAUGAAAAGCAUGUAUCCCCAGAUGUUUUUUGUUUUUAUCCGUAAAAAAUGACCUUUCGUAGUGUUUCCGAUGAAAGGAAUACAUUUGGGGGAGAAAUGUGGUUUCCAUUAAACUGACGCCAUGUAUUAUUGGGAUCUGUGUGCGCAAAUGUAAAAUUGAGGGUUUUUUUGUUGUUAAAUUAUUAUUAUUUAAAGUUGGUAAAAAAAAGAAUAAUCCACAAUUUCUUAAUUUUUGGCCAGAUGACAUGCGUACACGUUGAUGACUUUACCAGUUUCAUUCCGUCACUUUUCUUGUUCAGCGUCACUUUCAGAAUUCCGUCAACCGUGUGGCCGCCGCGAGCCAGCCAAUGAGAGACUCUGAUCUCUAUUUGUAUUUUUACUUCACUACCAAAAGAUAUGUGUAAAUAUGUUUCAAAGUCCGACACAAAUUCAAUAAAGGUGUUGCUACGAGU
Messenger RNA from Phycodurus eques (leafy seadragon), 4624 nucleotides. It is a transcript of the gene man1a2, whose product is annotated as mannosidase, alpha, class 1A, member 2. The transcript is spliced from 14 exons. The record is from RefSeq and is a predicted model, not a curated record. Lineage: Eukaryota; Metazoa; Chordata; Actinopteri; Syngnathiformes; Syngnathidae. Gene Ontology annotation, molecular function: mannosyl-oligosaccharide 1,2-alpha-mannosidase activity; calcium ion binding. Gene Ontology annotation, cellular component: endoplasmic reticulum; Golgi membrane; extracellular exosome. The coding region runs from base 871 to 2817 and encodes 648 amino acids. Gene Ontology annotation, biological process: carbohydrate metabolic process; N-glycan processing.